GGCGCGAGAACCUCGGCCCGCGCGCCUUCCUACUCCUCGGCGGCGGCCUCGUCGUGCGCACCCGCGGCCCCCAGCAUGUCGGCGGUGGCCCCCGCUGCAGAGGGAGAGGACGCCCCGGCGCAGCCCGCGUCCGAGAAGGAGCCCGAAAUGCCGGGCGCCAGGGACGAGAGUGAGGAGGACGAGGAGGAGGAAGAGGACGACGACGAGGACGAGGAGGAAGAGAAAGAAAAGAGCCUCAUUGUGGAAGGCAAGAGAGAAAAGAAGAAAGUAGAGAGAUUGACAAUGCAAGUGUCUUCCUUACAAAGAGAGCCAUUUACAAUUGAACAAGGGAAGGGUCAGAAACUAUGUGAAAUUGAAAGGAUACAUUUCUUUCUGAGUAAGAAAAAAACAGAUGAACUUAGAAAUCUACACAAACUGCUUUACAACAGACCAGGCACAGUAUCCUCAUUAAAGAAGAAUGUGGGUCAGUUCAGUGGCUUUCCAUUUGAAAAGGGCAGUACCCAGUAUAAAAAGAAGGAAGAAAUGCUGAAAAAGUUUAGGAAUGCGAUGCUAAAGAGCAUCUGUGAGGUUCUCGAUUUAGAGAGAUCAGGUGUGAACAGCAAACUAGUGAAGAGGAUCUUGAAUUUCUUGAUGCAUCCAAAGCCUUCCGGCAAACCAUUGCCAAAACCCAAAAAAUCCUCAAGCAAAGGUGGUAAAAAGGAACGGAACAGUUCUGGAACAACAAGGAAGUCAAAGAAAAACACUUGGAUUACCAACAGCGGAGUAACAUGCAAAAGUAGGUAA
Messenger RNA from Peromyscus maniculatus bairdii (prairie deer mouse), 783 nucleotides. The record is from RefSeq and is a predicted model, not a curated record. NCBI's taxonomy places the organism in Eukaryota, Metazoa, Chordata, Mammalia, Rodentia, Cricetidae.